CCGCCAGGUCAGUCAUUACCCCAAUUGUGAUCCCUACCCCAACAACUAUUACCGAGUCAUGCAAUGGUCAUUAAAAAUUAAGAGGGAAACAUUUGAUGUGUAGUGGUGUUUGCGCACCUGGCAACCUUUCUGCAUGAUAGGAGAGGUUUAUUAGGCUAUCUAGAGUGUUCUGUAGCAUAUAAGGUGUCUUCUAGUUGUAGGAAAUGCUACACAAGACGGGGCAAAAACGUGCCGAGUGAAGAAUUAACCAACAGUUUAUGUCCUGUAAAUGUAGAUGGUGCAUGUGACCGUCUCUGAGGGGUAAGUCUGCUACGAGUGCGAGAGAGAGGUGUGGGUUACUGUAUUAGACCAAAGAUAAAAAGAUUGAUCAACAGAAGUUAAAUUGAAGGGUGUACGGGAAGGUGGAGCUUAACCAAUUCUUUGCUUUAUGUGAUGCUUUUAAUAGUUUUUAUUUAUUUAGUAUUGAGCAUUAUCACGUGCAUCGAAAGAUCUGUAAGUGUGUACGAGAAGAGUAUAAGUACCUUUUCUUCUAACAUACCUUGUUGCUUUGGUGGUACUCUCAAACAUACUCUACCUUAUUUAGUAUGCAUCUUCUACAAUGAAAGGUGCACCUUUUAAAACAUUACUCUAAAGCUAAUUGUGGCCCAUGUGCAUGCCUUUUAAAUCUUAAAAGAUAAAUAUGUAUGUUUUCAGCUGAAAGAUGGAUAUUUAAAGGUACAAAAAAAUAAGGGCUCUGCCCUAGCAACAUGGUUGAGUACCCUUUCUCAUGAGAGGUGUAGUAAGAAGUAUGGACUGAACUUCGAAUUAUAUUUAGAUAAACUUUGGCUGUAUAGUGUUUACAGCCUGGGAAAUCCUAAAUCCAAUUUGACACCAGGUUAAGUGUGUCUUGUGGUUCUCUGUUUAAAUUUAAAUGAAACGGCAUACUCCCUUUUGACACCACUGACAAUUCAGGACGAGGAAAAAUUCUGAAUAAUUCAUAGACGCGCCAGUGCACGAUAGUUGUUUCUGUCAGCAGGUGGAGUUAAAAUUGACUUAAGAAGUUCAUAGUAACCAUAGAAAUGUUUUGUAUCAAGUUGCUGAUCCUUUGUUUUACAGUGUUGUCAUUCAGAAGAGCGUUAAUCGUCAACCAUGUAUGGACGAGGAGAACUUCCGGGACCUACAGGCACCGUACCCAUAAACCCGGUUUCUACCACAGCUUACUGCACCGAUCCUCACGACAACUCUUUCUCAAAUGGACAGAUUCCCCUGCCACCAGGAUUUGUUCCCCAUCAGGUACCUGCGAUGAUGGCCUUUCCACCAGGAUAUGUGCAACGUCAGAUUCCCACGAUAAUGCCCGUCCCUCAGAGACCACCUGGAUGCCCGCCUGGACUGGAGUACUUAACCCAGGUUGACCAGCUCCUUGUGCAUCAGAAGGUGGAACUGAUCGAAGCUAUUUUCGGCUGGGAGACCAACAACCAGUAUGUUGUGAAAAAUAACGUGGGACAGCAAGUGUUGCUUGCGGUCGAAGAGAGUGACGUUUGUACGCGGAUAGUCUGCUGUUCCGGGCGCUCGUUCACCAUCCAUGUCCGGGACAACAUGGGGCAGGAAGUGCUCACUCUCACACGGCCUUUAAAGUGCAGCAGCUGCUGGUUUCCAUGCUGCCUGCAGGAACUCGAGGUCCAGGUCCCUCCUGGCACUGCCAUUGGAUAUGUGAUGCAGGACUGGCACCCGUACCUCCCCAAGUUCACCAUCAGGGAUGAGAGAAAGAGAGCAGUGCUGCGGAUCGUCGGACCUUUCUGUGACUGUAACUGCUGCUCAGACGUUGUUUUUAAGGUGACGUCCCUGGACGAGGCUUUGGUAAUUGGUAGGAUAAGCAAACAGUGGGCAGGCUUGGACACUGAAAUGUUUACGGACGCAGAUCAUUUCGGUGUGCAGUUUCCCAUGGAUCUGGACGUUAAAAUCAAGGCUGUUGUGUUGGCCGCUUGUUUCCUCAUUCUACCCUCCAGUUCCUGGUGCAAAGCGAGUGUUUAGGUAAGCCUCUCUCGCAGCUUUCCGGAUUGCUAUAACAGCAGAAGAGAGAGAGGGGCAACGUCAUGAGCGUAUGGUGGAAACCUACCAGUCGUGGUGUUACUCGUCAUCAUUCUACUCUGCUCUCCAAACCGAAUCUACUGAGUAAAAG
Molecule: messenger RNA, 2158 nt
Organism: Ictalurus punctatus (channel catfish)
Lineage: Eukaryota; Metazoa; Chordata; Actinopteri; Siluriformes; Ictaluridae
Product: phospholipid scramblase 1
Exons: 10
Coding region: 1129-2010 (293 amino acids)
Biological process (GO): plasma membrane phospholipid scrambling
Cellular component (GO): plasma membrane
Molecular function (GO): phospholipid scramblase activity
Source: RefSeq, a predicted model, not a curated record